This is a messenger RNA of Asparagus officinalis (garden asparagus), 580 nucleotides long. Its product is annotated as serine/threonine-protein phosphatase 7 long form homolog. Gene Ontology annotation, biological process: meristem maintenance; meristem development. The record is from RefSeq and is a predicted model, not a curated record. The transcript is spliced from 3 exons. The coding region runs from base 179 to 580 and encodes 133 amino acids. NCBI's taxonomy places the organism in Eukaryota, Viridiplantae, Streptophyta, Magnoliopsida, Asparagales, Asparagaceae.
GAUCCUAGGACUCCGCAUUGAUGGUCCUUGUGUCACAGGGACAGAUAGGCAUGUUUGGCGGAAUGUAUGUGAUAAUUUGUUAGGACUAUCACUGGAGUCCUUGCCUGGAGGGUAUAUUAGAUUGAAAUGGCUAAAAGAGAAUUUUGCUAACCCAUUGCCACACGAUGCAUCAGAAGUCAUGAUCCAACAACAUGCUAGAGCAUAUAUUUUGCACAUGAUCGGGACGCUUCUUUUUCCCGAUUCAAGUAAACAUAAAGUGCAUUUGAGGUGGUUACCACUUCUCGAAGACUUUGACGUGUGUGGGACAUUAUCCUGGGGUAGUGCUGUUUUAGCAUAUCUAUAUCGAGAAAUGUCAAAGGUUGCUUUAAUGCAAAAUAAAGAGCUCAAAGGCUGUUUGACAUUGUUACAAGUUUGGGCAUGGGAGAGACUGGUUUUGAAACCGCGAUUAUGCGAGAUCCGAGAGUUGGAUGGACAGAUUCCACUAGGCUGCAGAUGGAAUGUCACUAAAGCCUAUAAUGAGGUCCCGGCUAGACAGUUAGACUUUUACAUGGGGGAGCUCGAUCGAAUGAAAAUUUUUUAG